Dimorphilus gyrociliatus is the source of this 4787-nucleotide messenger RNA. The record is from the annotation of a GenBank genome assembly. Lineage: Eukaryota; Metazoa; Annelida; Polychaeta; Dinophilidae.
AAUGGACGAUACAAAAGGAGGUGCGAAUAGUCCCGACGUGCCGGUCAAAGAUCAUGGUUCAUUUAGUCAUGCACCCAUAGAAGAUCAGGACAUUGCUGCUCAUCAUACGGACAGAUGGCAGCACCAAGCUAUGUACACCAGUCUUCACUUCCCAAGGAAUCGUGAUAAAAGAAGACAUAAGCAUCAUCGUCACAAAGGACCAUCAUCAAGCAAGAAACGGGAAGAGACUGAUAAAAACCAAAGCAAUGCAAACAAACCCCCAACACCACCAGCUCAAAAAGUCCAAUUUAUAAUUGGUGAAAACUACGAGGAUGAAGAUCACAGACCUCAUGAUAUUUUUUGUGAGAUGGAUGAACUUAGAGGAGUUGAGGGGGAAAGAGAAUGGAAAGAAACAGCCAGAUGGAUUAAAUUUGAGGAAGAUGUAGAGGAAGGCGCUGAGAAAUGGUCUAAACCCCAUGUAGCCACUCUAUCUUUGCACUCCUUGUUCGAGUUAAGAAAACAAAUAACCUCUGGAACAAUUUUAUUAGACAUUUCGGGAGAGAAUCUAAAAGAUGUUAUACAACUAGUAUUGGAGUCCAUGGUAAAUAAUGACUUGGAUCCUAGCCAGAAACAGGCGGUUUUUGAUGUAUUAAUGAGCCGACAUAAGCAUCAACACGAAACUAAUUCCGGAAUUCCUAUAAUACGUUCACUUGCUGAUAUAGGAAAGAAGCAUUCCGAAAAGAAAUUAGAUGAUAAAGACGGGGAAAAACAUCUUGGAGAUGAACCGCAAAAUGGUGGUCACACAGAUUCAUCGUGUCAUUUGGCUACCGGAAGAGAGGGUGAUCUUCCUCACGCAACAUCGACAUCUAGCCACAAGGCCAAUGCCCAUUUUAUGAAGAAAAUACCUCCAGGAUCUGAGGCUUCUAACAUUCUUGUUGGAGAAGUUGAAUUUCUAAAGAGCACAAUUAUCGCCUUCGUUCGAUUGUCAAAAGCUGUCUUGCUAGGAGACCUGACGGAGGUUCCCUUACCGACUCGAUUCUUAUUUAUCUUGCUUGGUCCUGAAGGAAACCAGUCAGACUAUCAUGAAAUUGGUCGUUCUAUAGCUACACUUAUGUCUGAUGAAAUCUUUCAUGACGUAGCGUACAAAGCAAGAUGUCGGGAGGAUCUGUUAGCUGGAAUUGAUGAAUUUUUAGAUCAAGUAACAGUUUUACCUCCUGGCGAAUGGGAUCCCAAAAUACGCAUUGAACCACCAAAAAGUAUACCUUCUCAACAAGGUCGAAAAGGUCAAUUACCUAAUGGAGCAACAAGCCAAGGAGAUGAUGAAGACGAAAGCCAUACCGAUCCCAGCUUAAUGAGAACGGGGAGAUUGUUUGGAGGAUUGAUAGCGGAUGUGAGACGUAAAACCCCGUUGUUCGUGAGCGAUUUCAAAGAUUGCCUGCAUAUACAAUGUAUAGCUUCAUUUUUGUUUAUGUAUUUCGCUUGUUUGGCACCAAUUAUUACUUUUGGAGGGCUACUAGGCCAAGCAACGCAUAGUAAUAUUGCAGUAAUGGAGAGUAUUUUGGCAGCUGCAGUAUGUGGAAUAACUUAUCACCUGUGCUCUGGUCAGCCCUUAACAGUAAUAGGAUCUACAGGACCUGUUCUGAUAUUUGAAACAGUGGCGUUUACGCUUUGCCAGCAAUGGGGUCUACACUAUCUAAGCUUUAGAUUUUGGAUUGGUUUGUGGUCCUGUCUUUUCCUGUUGAUAAUCGUGAUGUUUGAUCUAUCUGCUCUCGUUCGAUAUAUUACUAGAUUUACUGAAGAAUCUUUUGCUGCUCUUAUUGCUGCAAUUUUCGUCUAUGAAGCAUUUCAUAAAGCCAUAAACAUCCAUUCGGAGUAUCCCGUAAAUUAUGACUCUAUUAAUCGGUUAUGCGAAUGCAAUUUGGCGGAAAAUAUAAGUAGGAAAAACAACAGCCAAAAGUUGAUAUCGAAUUUUGAAUCUGGUUAUCUGAAGAACAACUCGCUGGCAACCUAUGACGAGCUAUGUAAAACACUAAACGGAACUCUAGUUGGGCCUGGAUGUAAAUCCACAGAUAAUAUAUUCUUUUUUUCAAUUAUAUUGUUUGUUGGAACAUUCGUAAUAGCGAUUACUUUGAAGAACGUGAGAAAUACAAGAUUUUUCCCAACGAAAAUUCGCUCGAUUUUAAGUGACUUUAGUGUCAUGAUUGCUAUUGUAUCCUUCUGUUGUCUUGAUAUAUAUAUGUCAUUGGACACGCCAAAGUUAGUGGUACCACCUACUUUUAAACCAACGCGAAAUGACAGAAAUUGGUUUAUUCAUCCUUUCUCUGGAAAUCCAUGGUGGACGUCCCUGGCAGCAAUUGGCCCGGCUUUACUAGCUACAAUUUUAAUAUUUAUGGAUCAACAAAUUACAGGCGUUAUUGUAAAUCGAAAAGAAAAUAAAUUGGUUAAAGGUGGUGGAUAUCACUUAGAUUUAUUCGUUAUUGCUAUUCAAAUUGGCUUAUGUUCGAUUAUGGGUUUGCCAUGGUUUGUCGCAGCUACAGUCUUGUCAAUAAAUCAUGUACGUAGCUUAAGUAAAGAAUCGAAAUGUUCAGCUCCAGGAGAGAGACCAAAAUAUAUAGGGGUAAGAGAGCAGAGGGUAACUGGUAUUAUAGUAUUUUUGUUAAUUGGAUUGUCAGUACUUAUGACACCUAUUUUAUUAUAUGUUCCCAUGCCUGUACUCUAUGGAGUUUUUCUUUAUAUGGGUGUAUCAUCUCUUAAAGGAGUACAAUUGGUUCAAAGAAUAAUGAUAAUUUUUAUGCCUCCUAAGUACCAGCCAGAUUAUAUGUUUUUGCGAAAGGUUCCUCUAUGGAGAGUUCAUUUUUUCACUCUCAUCCAAAUCAUUUGCUUUGUUUUGCUCUGGGUUAUAAAGAAAACACGUUUUUUGGCAAUUACUUUUCCCCUUAUGGUCAUGGCGAUGUGCUUCAUUAGAAAGUUGCUGGAUUAUGUCUUCACAAGACAUGAGCUAAUUUGGCUCGAUGACAUAAUGCCAGAAAGUCACAAACGUGAGAAAGAAGACCAGAAAAGAGAACAGAUUGAAAUGAGCUGCGCUCCAGAAGCAUCAUCUUACGCAGAAAAAGCUACUUUUGAUACCAAUCCGAUCGAAGAAAACACGGAAUCAUGGAAGCCAGUAUCUGAGGAUCCGGCUGAUAGGGCUACUGUUGUGGGAACGUUUCGCAAACGAGUUUCUUUGAAAGAAAAGAGACCUCAAACGAAACCAUCAGGAGACGACCCGGAAGCCCAAAAAUUAAUCGACACCCCCUCAAUUAUCGUCAAUGCACCAGAUUCUGGAAAUGAUCCUGUUCCCGUUUGAAAACGCAAAUAUUAGUACAUUUAUAUUAAAAAUUUUGAAAGUCUUCUCUCGUUAAUAUUAUGAGAUAUAUAUUUUUACCCAUUUUUGUCUCUUGGCUUUGUGGAUCUGUUUUCCAAUCUCACUUUCUUCUUUCUAUAAUUAUUUUUGGUGGAGUAUUUUAUUUUGCUGUAAUUCGAGUCUCAUAAUAUGGUAUUCUUUAAAAAGCAAUUUGUCUCAAAAUUUCUAUGUCAUUACUAUGUCUCUAUUGUUACAAAGUUAUUUUAUUGCUAUUUUCUAUCCUCUUUUAACGGAUUAUGUCUAAGAAUAUGGUCCCUAAUUCAAAACCUUUAGUUGCUUUUGCUGUCUCAAAAAGUUUUAUCUGAUAUUCUGUUAGUUAUUGAUUGCGUUUUCGCUUUAUUUUUAAAUUUAGUGUUAUUUUGUUCAAGUAGGUAAUGACUGUACAUAAAAACUAUUAAGUAUACACAUAUAUAUAUAUAAAUAUAUAUGUUUGCUUAUCACUAUCACAAGUAGUCUACAAGAUACCUUUAAGAGAAUCUCCGUCAGCAAGCAAAGAUAUUUAGCUAAAGAAAAGAUGCACUUUUGUGUGACAGUUAAUCCUGUAUUUUAUUGUACUUAUACAAAAGAAAGUUUAAGUGUUUUUAUAUUGAAUGGAAAUUAUUUAGGCGAUAUCGCGCUCUGGUGUAAAAGGUAUGUUGAUAAAUAUUGUGAAUGAUUUAUUUGUUGAUUAUAGAUCAUGCGUUAUACACCAUAAACUUUAUUUUUCAUGGCAUUAGGCACUGUCUAAUAUGUCAUUGAGGUCUGUCUGUUGACCUGAUAUCGUGCAGUGUUUGUUCGCGUUAUUAUGCUACGUUACUUGUUUUUGCUCUUUGCUCUACUUGUUGCCAUUUUGAGUUAGGAUGGUGAAUGUUGAUUGUGUAUUCAAAAAUAUAUAAUGAAAUCGGGGAUGCGCCUGCAUAUAUUAAACGUAUAUAAAUGUAUACAUUAGACAUUGUUUGCUGAAAAGAAUUUCAAAAAUACAAUUUUGCCCUAGUGGUUGGACACAAGAAAUUUCUAUUUUAUUGUAAUUAAUUAGCUAGUUAUAUACAGUAUACUUUAAGUUCAUCUUUAUGAAUUAAGUCAAUUAAAUAAUUUAUUCAAUAGUCCAAUAUGAAAGAAUCUUCGAAACUAUUUUCGUCUUUUAGCCAAUCGAGUUGUUUGGAGUAAAUUAUAUUUAAUGUAUUUUACUUUCUUGCUCGUUAAAAAUGGGACAUAAAGAGCCCGAAAAAGUGAUGAUGAUCCAGAAGAGAAGAGAAAAUCGCCUGAGUACAAUACUUUCCAUUGCUUCGUCUGUAAUGAGUAUCUUGGUUCUAAUUUGCUCUCGGUUGGUACAUCUAGAUCAACCAAGUAGUGGCAUUUUGAAACAUUGAUCUGAAAGAGUUGAAUAAACUCUCUAAUUUUUAAUACAUUAAGAAAAUUAUUAACG